Messenger RNA from Stegastes partitus (bicolor damselfish), 1526 nucleotides. It is a transcript of the gene gpr34b, whose product is annotated as G protein-coupled receptor 34b. Gene Ontology annotation, molecular function: G protein-coupled purinergic nucleotide receptor activity. The record is from RefSeq and is a predicted model, not a curated record. Lineage: Eukaryota; Metazoa; Chordata; Actinopteri; Pomacentridae. Gene Ontology annotation, cellular component: membrane. The coding region runs from base 269 to 1393 and encodes 374 amino acids. The transcript has 2 exons. Gene Ontology annotation, biological process: G protein-coupled receptor signaling pathway.
GUUUUUUGUCUUCUCCUUAAUGUCAUUGUGGAGUACAGUUAUCACUGCUACGGCUUUCUAAUUUCUGUUGGUAUGAUGGUGAGCUGGUGUUACACAUCAUUAUCAGGGGCAGGAUUAAUGCUGAUUCAGGGCUAAUCCAUAUAGCUGGACCUCAGCCAUCAUCACACUGACCUGCACUAAUGAGAGUCCACCACUUUCCCAAGAGAACCAAAACCUUCCACGUUUUUUUUCUCAUCUGUUUGCAGGACUGAGGAUCACAAAAACCACCAUGACAAGAAACAUCUCCACCGCAGCCACCUCAACCGGGUUUCCUAUCAUGAACUUGACCACUGACUCACAACACACUUGUGUGGAUUACGACGCUCUGCAGAUCCCGCUGGCGGUGCUUUACUCUAUAAUCUUCAUCUUGGGUCUCGCUGGGAACCUGGUGGCUCUGUGGGUUUUCUUCUGUGUACACUCAAAGAAGAACUCAGUCCGGGUGUUUCUCAUAAAUGUUGCUUUCGCAGAUCUGUUGCUGGUGGUGUGUUUGCCCUUCAGGAUACUCUAUCACAGCCAGGGAAACAUCUGGAAACUGGAUCCCACCUUGUGCAAAGUCGUGGGAAAUGUCUUCUACAUGAACAUGUACAUUAGCGUCACUCUGCUGGGGUUGAUCAGUGUUGAUCGAUACUUGAAGAUCCAUCGCAGUGCAGGGAUGCAACACAGACUGAAGUCGGUGAGGUGGAGCGCUGCCCUCUGCGCUUUCAUCUGGACUGCGGCCUUGGCUUUAACUUUAGUGCUCAUGAUGUCAAAGAACCACUCACACUCUGACAGGUGUUUCCACUACAAGCUGCUCCAUAACGCUCGGUGGAAAGCCUACAUCAACAUCUUUGUGCUGGUCGUCUUCUGGCUCGUGUUCAUCGCUCUGAUGGUGUCUUACGGGAAGAUUGCCCUGAAACUCCUGAAGGAGUCACAAGACAAACCAGACCUGCCCAACGCGUCCCACUACUCUCGAACUGCCAAGAAGUCCUUCUUCAUCCUCUUCCUCUUCACCGUCUGUUUCGUGCCAUACCACACGGUCAGAGUGUUCUACAUCAAAACCCAGAUCACAGAAACCUCAUGUUAUUGGAGAGGUGUGGCGGACAAGGCCAACGAGGUGGCCCUGCUGUUUUCUGCCCUCAACAGCUGCCUGGAUCCCGUCAUGUUCUUUCUGCUAUCAUCUUCGGUGAGGAAGGAGGUUCUGCGGUUGGUAAGCAGCAUGUUUUGCGUUCGAGAUGUUGCUGGGAGCAGUGGGAGCAGCUCUACCUUGGACUGGGACAGUAGAACUGGGAGGACUGACAGAGGACCGUCAAACAUCAGCUCAACCAGCAACCUUGGGGAGAAAGCAGCUUCUAAAUGCAGUAUUGAUGAACUGUAAAUGUACUAUGAAGCAAAGAGCCUCCAUGUUUGCAGAGGAAGAGGCCAAGAUAUUUGAUGUUCUCACCUGAGAAGACAAUGACUGAAACUUUCCAUUAAAGCAUUACAACCAGUCUUAAAUCAAAUCAAAUCAA